Molecule: messenger RNA, 1485 nt
Organism: Dermatophagoides farinae (American house dust mite)
Lineage: Eukaryota; Metazoa; Arthropoda; Arachnida; Sarcoptiformes; Pyroglyphidae
Source: RefSeq, a predicted model, not a curated record
AUUUAUAUGAAUAGAUUGAAAGAAAUAAUCGAUGAACAUGAUACUUACAAGUAUCGAUUAAAACAUCGAUUAAUAAUUAUAUUAUUUAUGAUAACAAUUAUGCGUAUAAUCAUCUGUAUGAUCAGUUAUUAUACAAAUGUAUAUAACAUCUGGCAAUAUGAUCCAUUAUUUAAUUUUUUCAUUUAUGAUCAUCCACAUUUAUUUCAACGUUAUUCAAUCAUUUUAUUAUGUGCACUAUUAUUCGGUGUUGAAUCUGAAAUAAAACUUUGCUUUUCACCAAUCAAUACAAUCACAUUUCAAUUACCAUAUGAAUUAUCUGUGAAAAAUCUUGAUCAAUGUGAACAAUGUAUGAUAACGGAAAAAGAAAAAGAAACAUUAUUAUUGAAAAAUAGUAAAACAAAUACAGCCACAACGGUUAAUAAUAAUCGACUAUAUAAAAGAUUCAUAUCCAAUGAAUUAUGUCAAUGGUAUUGUUUACAAAUGGCUAAAUUAGAUUACUAUAUGAAUUUUAAAUAUGUGGAUCAAAAAAAACUUGAACAAUAUAAACUAGAUACAGUACCGAAUAUUACAAAUGAAUCCAGAUCAUUAUUAAUGAUACUCAAUUAUUUUAUCGAACAAUUAUGUUUUUCAAGUUACAUUAGUUUUGCACUUUUUCUCAUGUUCUUCUUUCCCUAUUAUUAUAUUUCAUUAAUGAAAAUAUUCAACUAUCGAUUAAUAGCUCAUCUAUUCAUAUGGAUUGAUAUUUUAUUUUUGACAAUACAUUUUGCAAUCAUUUUACAUAAUGCAUUAACACUUGUUAUGAUGAUAUCGAUCACCACCAUUUAUCAGAUACAUGUAUUGAAAAAAAUAAAUUCAUCAUUACGUUUAAUAGCUAUUCAAAGUCAUUCAAUUAAUCAUCCAAUUGUAAAUGGUAUAUAUCGUUCAUCAUUCAAUCUAUCUGAACAGAUAACACUUAUGCAGCUAUUGAUCGAACAUAAUCGUAUUUGUCAAUAUAUACAUCAUUCUUCACGUGAAAUAUUCAGUAAUCUAUUGUUUCGAAUACUUAUGCUAUUUUUUCCAUCACAUUUAUUGGGUGUAUCGGCAUUAUGGAAUCAAUUAGGAUUUUGGUACGACAAAUUAUUGAUCAGUUUGAUCAUUUUUUUUGAAGAUUUCUUAUUAUUUCCAUUAUAUUUUAUUGCCAAUCAAAGUAAAUUAUUACAUCGACCACAACGAAAUCUUCUAUCCAUUAUACAUGGUAUUCGUCGUCCAUUAUCAUUGAAAAUUAAAUAUGAUCAUUUCUUUGAACGUUUAACUACUGAACCAUAUUAUGGCUAUUCAAUUGCAAACAUUGGCACUAUUACUUAUCGAAUGAUAUUUAGUUUAAUGCUCAACUAUUUUGGUCUAUUCAUAUUCAUUCUACCCAAAGAAUACAUGCUAAAAGGUUGAUAAAUUCAAUUAACACACCUACACACACACAUGCACGCACGACAAAUCAUUUAAACUAUA